Sycon ciliatum is the source of this 4623-nucleotide messenger RNA. RefSeq names its product probable E3 ubiquitin-protein ligase HERC4. Gene Ontology annotation, molecular function: ubiquitin-protein transferase activity. The transcript is spliced from 33 exons. Gene Ontology annotation, cellular component: cytoplasm. NCBI's taxonomy places the organism in Eukaryota, Metazoa, Porifera, Calcarea, Leucosolenida, Sycettidae. The coding region runs from base 263 to 3607 and encodes 1114 amino acids. The record is from RefSeq and is a predicted model, not a curated record.
CAGAAUUAUUUCAGUUCAAGCACUGUAGUAGUUUCAACAUCUUUUAGUUCAGCUGUGAAGAUAAACAAUAAGCGAAGUGGUUUCCGUUCUUCUAGAAAAAAACCCGUUGAUUAUAAUCAUAUCUCAGCUCAGAAUUGAACCUAAGGGUCCUUCUGGAGUUUCGCCAUUUGUUGAGUCUCAAUCAUUUUCGAAUUUCUCCCUCUCAAUCUCAUGGCUGUUGUGUAAAUUUCGGUCCUUCUGCGUUGGUGUUUUUUAUUUGGUAAUGUUGUCCUGGGGUCGGCACACGAAGGGCCAACUCGGCCAAGGAGGCAUUGAGGAGGAACAUGUGAAGCUUCCCAGGUUUAUGAGGCAUUUGACUUGUGCAGCGAAUGCUAUAGAAGAUGUUGCUUGUGGCUAUGAUCACACAUUGGUAGCACUGAAAAGUGGUGUUGUGUUGGCAUUCGGCUCAAACGAGCAAGGUCAACUGGCUCAGACAUUUAGCAGAUCACGACCUGAGCAAGUCCACGUCCUUUCCAAGGUGCAUGUUAGCCGUGUGGCAUGUGGUGAAGGCCAUUCGGUUGCCGUGACGCACAGUGGUGACCCAGUGACGUGGGGCUCUAAUUCCCAUGGACAGCUGAGCCAGGAUAAAUGUGAGGAUAACUCUCGACGAAUUAACAUCCCGCUCAAUUUUGACGACAUCGAUGAAGAGGCACCCGCAAAAGAGGACUUACCAUCAUUGCCAAUUGGCACGACAUUCCUGAAGCACUGCUAUGUCGUCUGCCAAGUGGCAUGCGGUGCAUCACACAAUGUGGCUUUGACCAUCAUGAGUGAUGUUCUUUGCUGGGGCUCCAAUGAACGUGGUCAGUGUGGCUUACCUCGGAACCAAAGACUGGUGCGCAAACCUACUGAAGUUCCGGAGACACCAGGCAGUCCUAUUGUAUCUGUUGCAGCUGGUGGCUCACAUAGCUUUGCCCUGUCUGCGUAUGAGCAUGUGUAUGGCUGGGGUUGCAAUACGUUUGGACAACUAGGACUGGGCCAUACAACCGAUCAGUUUGAAGCUGUGGAAGUGGAGUGCCUGCAUAGUCUCAAGGUCAAGUACAUUGCGUGUGGCGAGGACCAUACUGCCGUCAUUACACAGACUGGUGGCUUGCUCACAUUUGGUUCAGGCAGCUAUGGUCAGCUUGGUCAUGGCGAUUCACGUCAUGAGAAUACACCAAAAUUGGUGUUUGAGUUGUCUGGCAGUGAAGUAACUCAGGUCGCAUGUGGCAGGCGUCACACGCUAGCACUGGUUGCGGUGACUGGCAAGCUCUACGCUUUCGGCCAGAACGGCUGUGGUCAGCUGGGCACUGGUGACUAUGCUACACAGAAUCUGCCCACUCUAGUGGCUGGACAGGACUGGCGAGCAUACUCAACUGACGCAGACAUGGGUGCACAAGCACCAGGAUCAUCGACUCCUCCAAGAGCCAUGAUCAGCCUUAUUGCUGCUGGAGGCGAUCAGAGUUUCGCUGUCGUCAAUACCGACUCUCCACCGCUUGACUUCAGGGUGAUCAUGCACCAGGACCGACUUGCCAUCAACAGUGAACUCGGCUGCACUCGUCCGAUUUUCCUUUCUGGGAAGCUUCUGCGACGGCUCGUUGAGUACUACCCGGAUGACACAAGUACUGAACGCCUCAACCCUGUCAUUCGCAAGUUGUUUGAGCACAUCUUUUCCACUCCGGCCACCAUGGCAAUGUGCUUUGGAAGUUCACCUGGCAGUGAGAAGGUGCUGGACUAUGUUGACAUGCUGGAUACUGUCGAGUUCAUCAAUGACCAUGAUACGCAGCUACUCACCCUGCUGAUGCCGCUAUACAUUCAGACUUUCCUACCACUGAGGCUUGUUCAGUGGCAUCCGCCCACCGUAGAAUCAUGCCGCUUCUUCAUGUUUCUCCUGGCGUUGCCUAUUUAUGAUGAGGACGUCUUCACGCCGAACUUUAUCGAGGAGUUCUUCUUGAAGUUCUGCCAUUGUUUCUCACGGACGAAUCUGAUUCAACGCCAGGCAAUGGCAUCAUGGUUCAAUGCUGACCUGGACCACUUUAGAAAGGCAGUCGAGUUGUGUCGGAGAUGUGCUCGUGAGGCUUUGGCACUUGCCUUCAGCCAAGUGAUUCAAUUUCACCUGCUGAAGUCAGUCCUGAUUCUCAUGGACUUCUUGUACCAGGUCAAUGUCCUCUGGUUUGAAAGUCUGCCCGUUGAAGCGUUCUACAUUGGCGAGCUGACGAAGAGAGUGCAUCUUGAGAAUCAUUACGUUGAUUGGGAAAGCAAGCACGACUCAUUUCCAAUCUGCUUCAUGAGCUUCCCGUGUGUGCUGGAUGUCGAUGCCAAGUCUAAAAUUCUUGAACUUGACAACAACAACUUUAGGAAGUCAAAUCAGAUGAGAGCGCAGAUCAGCACCAUGUUUGUAGGCCAGCCGGAGUUGCCAUGUCUGCUUGUCUCCGUGCGUCGUAACAGCAUCGUCAAUGAUGCGAUCCAACAGCUUACCAGAGCCAAUUUCCUGGGCCAGCUGAAACUGUAUGAUCUGAGAAAGCCACUGAAGGUGGAGUUCAUGAAUGAGGAGGGCAUUGAUGAUGGCGGUGUGAAGAAAGAAUUCUUCAUCUUGCUAUUCCGUGACUUGCUGGACGAGCAGUAUGGCAUGUUUACAGUCAGGCCAGACUCCAACACUCGCUAUUUCUCACUCUGGGCCGACUGCCAAGAUGAUCUGGAUAACUUCAACUUGGUUGGCAUGAUGUGCGGACUGGCAAUCUACAACAAUGUGAUCAUUGAUGUGCCCUUCCCAAUGGUACUCUAUCACAAACUCAUGACCACGUACAAAAACUCCGCUGCUUACCAAGAGGCACGAUCCCGCUCCAAAGCAGGUCCGAAACAAAUUGAGCUGUCAAGAACUACGGAAAUCGCAUGUUAUACCCAGAGUGCAGAUUUCCGUAUGUUUGCCAGCCUGGAGCCACAAGUAGCCAGGCGCUUUCGCAAUAUGCUAUCAUCGUCAGAUGAUGUGUCUGAGCUCGAGAUCUUUUUUGAGAAAACAGAAAUACAAUUCGACAUGCCCAAGGUCUUUGAGUUGAAGCCAGGCGGGUCCGGUAUCCGCGUUGACAAUGAAAACCGAGAGGAGUAUGUACGUCUCUAUGUUGAAUAUGUUCUGCACGAGUCCAUCAAGAAGCAGUACGAAAGUUUCGCUAAAGGUUUCUUUGCCGUGUGUGAAAGCAGAACUUUGAGCUUGAUGCAUCCUACUGAGCUGCAAGCUCUUGUAACUGGCGACCAAGUGCAAGACUUCAGUCGACUGCCCGAGGUGACACAGUAUCAGGGCGGAUUUUGUGCCAACCAUCCAACCGUUAAGAUGUUUUGGGAAGUUUUCCUCGCCUUUGACGUUGCCACACAGCAGAAGUUCCUUCAGUUCCUGACGGGAAGUGACCGUGUUCCUGUUGGUGGGCUGAGCACACUGCGGGUGGUGAUACAGUCUAACAACUCGGGUCAGGAUUAUCUGCCAGUCGCACAUACCUGCUUCAAUGUCCUCGAUCUGCCUAUCUACAAGUCCAAGCAAGUACUUGAGAGUAAGCUGAUACAAGCCAUGACACUUGCUGAAGGUUUUCAUCUCGUUUAACCAUAGGUGGUGCCUGUGGUAGGUUAGCACUGCGGACUAGCACCCAAUGACCUGUUAUCGCUGCUGCUGCCACCGCUGACGCCGCUGCUGUUGCUGCUGGUGUUACUAUUCUCAUUCUCUCUCUCUCUCUCUCUCUCUCUCUCUCUCUCUCUCUCUCUCUCUCUCUCUCUCUCUCUCUCUCUCUCUCUCUCUCGUUAUUUCUCCCUCUCUUUGCUGGCUUGUUUUUUUGCACAUCAUGGUUUUUGGAAGAUUAUGUUGCUAUUUCCAACACUCUGGUCAUAUAUCUAUCAUGAAACCUAUGCACACUAUGCACACUCUGACCAUGAAAUGAUGGCCCGGGUGCUGGUUUAGAGCAGUAUCAUGUAUGUUUUCUUUUGGAUCUCUUUGAACACCUCGCAGUGCAGUGGGUCCCACAUUCUAUAAGUUGUGUAGUUUACAACCUACUAGUAUCUCAAUUUUUAUGAAUUUUUAUUCAAGUGCUGCUCACCACCCUGGCCAUCAGUGACUCUUUUUACUCCGGCUCCGUGUUUGUUGAUCAGACAUGGAUUUUUAGAUUUCUUAUUACAUCAGUGUGAGCACCUCUUGACUAUUGCGAUCAUUGUGACAUGGUGUGCUCUCCUGCUCUCUAUCACUAGCAAGUCCCUCGUAAUCCUUUCCGACUGUGCCACGACAAAAGAGCAUAAGACCCACACAUGUUUGUCGCCUUUUUUUGUUACUGGCCUGUCCUUGUAGUGUGUUAACGUGUAUUUUCAAUUUAUUCUUCCUUUCGCCUUCUUGUUGUUCUUGUAACAAUGGUCCAUGCUUGCACAAAGCCUCUCCUCACCAUUGCGAUUCUUCAUUUUCCUUCCUACCAUCCCCCUCCCUCUACACACAGAGCCUAGUUUUGCUUUCUAUUUUUUAGCCACCUAGCGCCUGCUUUACUCAUUGUGUCAUGUUUGAUCCUGCCUUUUACUAUUACCGAUAUCUUUACAUUUUUGAAGAAAAAUUGCCUGCGUCCAACUGCGCCGUCUCACCUA